GCUAGAUGAGUCCACUAAAACAUAUGGUCAGCAUCCAAUGUCGAAAACUUACAGAGCUAUUUAUUUGGGGGAUUUAUUUACCGCUACACGGUCUUAGGGAUUUUGUAGACUCGAGCGGAGACCGGCUUGUUCAAAAUGAGUUGUACAGUUAGGGGGAAGCCGAAGUCAGGCCGUACUUGGAAAACAGUUCGUACUGCGAAACACAGUGCAAUUAAAAAAGACAAAGGUAUACGUACAUCAUUUCAAGUUCGUAGAAAAAUUGAAGCAGAAAUUAAAAAAAUUCGUAAUGAAUCUAUUGAACGAAAAAAAGCAAAAGAUGAAUUAAAAAGAAUGAAACGUUUAAAAGAAGAAGAGAAACAUCAACGUAAAUUAGAAAACGAACGUCGUUCAGAAAUUGUUAUACCAAUAACAAACCCGGCAAAACUAAAACGUUUACGAAAAAAACAAAUGAGAACAAUUGUAACACGAUGAAGAAGAAGAUUAUUUUUGGCUAUAAUAAAUUUCAAAAUAUAAUACUUUUGGCCAGUGAAAUUCAACUGAGCCGUAGCCAAAUCAUCCUGCAGUUGGCUCACUGAUUAUCGAACAAAUCAUCGAUCCCCGUCAAGGUCAAGCACGCAUCAGUUAAUCGAAUGCCAUGGGCUGAGCCAUGCGACUGAAGAUGCCACAGGUAUUCGGAGUUUGACAACGCUUUAACCA
Messenger RNA from Schistosoma mattheei, 696 nucleotides. Lineage: Eukaryota; Metazoa; Platyhelminthes; Trematoda; Strigeidida; Schistosomatidae. The record is from the annotation of a GenBank genome assembly.